AUGGACGUGCUGACGGGGUCCCAGAUUCAGUUCUUGCGAGAUCUCCAGGAGGCCCUCUUUGCCGUUCGGGAGGCCGAACGUCAGCGUGCACAGACUGGCCCGCCUUUUGCUUCUGCCAGGGCAAGUCGUGCGCGUGAGCGUUCGAGGUCCAGGGACUCGAAUCGCGAUGCGACCGAACACUCCAAUGCUGCCGGGGAACGGGCACGGGACCUCAGCCCCUCGGGGUUGCUGCGCCACAUUUGCUGUCUCCGCAGUGACUGUGAGUCUCUGGGGCACAGAGUUGACAACCUCUGCUUGGGACGCACUCAUCUGAUGAAUACCUUGCUGGCUAGCCAAGAGUCCAGUUCUCCUUUUUCUGCGAUUUCCGAGUUUGUUUUGGAUACCAGGGCCUCCCUCAGGACUCUGCAUUCACGUCUUGAUGAGCUCACACGUGUGGCCGCCGAGACUGCGAUGAGUACAGCUUUGCGUCUUGAUCGCUGCUUGCCUCUGCUGCAAUCGCACGUCCGCCGACUUGCUCCUGUGCUUGCACUUGCAUGGCCGAGAGUGCUGGCCUGCGCGUCCUGUGACCUCCGGGUGCAGUGGACUCGCUGCGCUCACGACUCGAGCACAAUGCAGGGGGCGAGUAACGGGUGCUCGAGCGAUCAGGGCCCAAGGAUAGACUUCGAAGCUUUGCUGAGUGCGGCUGUGGAUGCUUGUGCUAGCGAUGCUAGACAGCCCGCGGAAUUGCCCUGGGAACACGGUGUGUUCAAGAGCAUCUUCGAGCCUAGCGAUGUGGUGGGUUGGGAAGACACUUUUAUGCUGCCUGACCUCCCUGUGCCAGAUGAUCCCGAGGAAAUUCUCCCACCUUCGGAAAAGAAGAGGCGUCUUAGAGAAAGUGGCCUCGUUCCUGGAGUGUGUUUUUCGGUGGUACGUAAAAGCCACGGCAUAUCUUGGCAAGAUCAGCGCGACAAGGACCACGACAAGGCCAUGGCUCGAUGGACCUUUGUUAUCUUGAGGUGGGCCGAUCUUCGCCCGGACCUCUUGAUCUGCAAGAGUCUGCUUGAGUGUGCUACCGCAGAAGAACGUACGGAAGUUCUUCGGGAUUGGUUGCAUCCAAAAGCUCCGAGUACGCUGCUUAAGCGUGUUAACUCUCUGCUUCGUUUUCACAAAAGUGAGGGAUGGUCCGACGAGACUUUUCCGUAUGAAGAGGGCAAUGUUUACAAGCACAUGGUUGCAGCCAGAGCUGGCGGAGCGAAGCCAGCACAGAUGCGUGCGCUUCGUGAGGCGUUGAUCUUUGUUCGACAUGUCUUCUCAGUUGAGGAGAUUGAGAACGUGAUAUCCAGCAGGCGGUGUCUUGGUGCAGCAUCGAGGGGUGCACGGCGGAAGGCGCGCCAGAGGGCAGACCCUUUGACCUUGAAGAACUUGAGGCUGCUCCACUCCAUGUUGGGGGACAAGAGUGUCCCCGCUUGGGAUCGAGUUUUCGCGGGAGCAGCUUUGUGCUGCGCGUACAUGCGAUCCCGUUGGUCCGAUUUUCAGCACUCUAUCUCGUGUGGGCUGGAAUACGGGGCUGAUGGUGAGAGGCUCUUCCUGGAAUUUACUUGUGAGGAUUACAAAACAGUCAACUCUAAAUUCUUUGCGGGUGCACCGCUUCGGAUGAUCGCUCCUGGACGAGGUAUCGCUGGGCCAAACUGGCUCGAUUUGUGGCACGAGGCUCGAAUGGAGGUGGGACUUACAGAGUUCGUUCCACCCUUGCCUACGCCAGGCCCUGCAGGAGAACCUACCGGUGCGUCCGUGACCACUGAGGAGAUGUCUUUAUGGCUUCAGAAGAUCUUCGUCGACCGUGGAUCACUCAGAACAUCUGGCCACACGCUGAAGAGGACUUUCCUUACCAUGGCGACAAAGCGUGGCGUGGAACACUUGGACCGGUUGGUUCUGGGUGGACACGCAAACUCGGCCGGGAUGGCUGACACUUAUGGCGAUGACGAGUUGGCCCGGCCCCUCCGCCUGCUCAUGGCCUUGAUCUCAGAGAUCCGAGAGGGUGUCUUUGAUCCAGAUGCUGGUCGUGCGGGUUAUUUGCGCGGGAGUGGCUUGGAAGAGCUUCGAUUGGGUUUCGCUGCACAGACGGAUGAUCGCCACCCUCCCUCUGCUGAGUCCUGGGAGAGGGUGACGGGCGACGACGACAUGUUUGGCUUGGUCGACGCGCUUGAUAAGGGAGCACCGAGCCAGCCAGACGUCUUCUUUCCGGGCGAUGAUGACGCGAACCUUAUGGGGCAGGAUUCUGCUGAUGAGCCACCCGAAGCUGAGGUGGGUGACGGCGGUGUGUCCUCUUUGGGUGCAGAAGACGACAAACUUGUCGGCAAGGAUUCCGAUUCUUCUAGUUCGAGUGGAUCAAGUGAUUCAAGUGAUAGCUCCGGAAGCGAUGACGAACCGGCCCGGAUUAUGCCGCCGCCGGAGCCUGCGGAAGGCACAACAUUUUUACAGCAUCAGAGAACUCGCUUGCUGCACAUGAUUGCUGACAACAACCGCCGCGUACUGAUGUGUGGGCGGAUGGUUAGCGACUUGUACAGUCUUCCACAGCGAAUCAGGUUUGACUCAUCAGUGUGUCGCAACUGCAAGAAGGCAGUGGCGGACACUGACUUGGUGCUCGAGCCGCCUUUAGGGGGCAACAUGUCGCUGGUUGACAGUGAGGCUUCAUUUCGGCAGCGAUGUCAAGACGUCGGCGGGGGUGCAAUUCACACCGCACUGUCUGACCAAGGGAUCACUUCCUUUGCCUCGCUUGCAUAUUCCUGUGGCACGCCUCAGGAUCGACCCACACAGGCGGAAAUGGACGCAUUUGCAGUAAAGAUCUUGGGGGCUGCUCCUCGUUUGGGGGAUGUGUCUAUCUUGAAGCGAUUGAUGUUCGAGUCCGCCACAUAUGUCAUAGCUCAGUCGCGUCAAGCUGUGCAAGGGGACUCUGCCGAACAGCCUCGAAAGCUUCCACUUGCUGAAAAACAGGCCAGGGCCGAAGAUCAGCGCCGUCGGCUUAGUGGGGUGCAUAUAGAGCGUGAUUUGGUCCCUUCCCAUGCUCUGGUGGACCUCUGUUGUCACAUGCAUGAUGUGGGCAUCACUUGGAUAUCGCCAGGCAAAUGCACCAGCCGCGAAUCAGAAAUUCAGCUUUCAACGAAGGACCAAAGCAAAAUCUUUCGACUUGAGGACAACUCCUUGAAGGUCGGAAGUGAACAGCCCAAGGACAUUGCUUCUUAUGAUUCGCCGAUCAAGUUGCAGUGGUGCCUUCAGCGCCGCGGUCUGGCCUUGGACCAGGCUAAGGUACUGACGUGGGCCCAGCAUGAGCGUUGGGUUCACUGCUUGCUUCACGCACUGACUAAGGAGUGCCCUCCAGGGUUCCACAAGCCUGAUAUGAACCGCAUUGUGCAGGCCGAUCGUGAAGCCUGGUUGAUCAUGGCGUCCGAGGUGCCAUCGCUUAAGCCCAGUACCGCUGGCGAGUACCCUCUGGGUAAGGCUUUGGAUGCUUUGAGGACAGACCCUCGGAUCACCAUGUACUUGAUGGCUACCUGGGGCCGUGCACCGGAUGUUAAGGUUCAAGACCUUGAGCAAGGCGGCUACCGCUGCCAAGCAUACGACACCAGGACGGAGCACAGGCCAAGACUGAGGGAGACCCACCGCGCUGCCCUCGGGGUGUCCAUGUUUGUGCUUACUGUCGCCGUGUGGGCCACUCCUUCCGUAAUUGCCGAGCUCGCACUUGGAAGGGCGGCUGCCAUUUCUGGCUAUGGCCCACACUCAGUGGGCUUUCAUUUUCCCCCUGCUGCCACUUCUGAGGUUGCCGACGUGUUGGCACCCGCGGAGGCGAUAGCAUUGCAAUGCCUACAGGCCGGUUUUGCUAGUCAUGACGAUUUUCGGAGCUUGAUCGCUUUGCUCCCUGCAGACACUGCCGGUGCCCCGUCAGAAGAAUCUGUGGACCCGACAGCUCCCAAAUCUUUCACAUCCGGCGCAUAUGUCCAUCAAGCCAAGGCCGGACUGCGCUGUAAUUUUCACGCCUUUCCUUUCAGUACCAUGCUUUUGGCCGCCGUCUUGUCGGCGUCUUUUGGCUUUCGCUGCUUCUCAUCUGUUGGACUUUUCUUGAAUUUAAAGGCGCCUCUGCACAACGACGCCAACAACGAUCAUGCCCAUCCCAACCUGAUCUUGCCUGCCUCUGUUUUCCACAAAGGCCAGAUUUGGGUUGAGGGUAAAGGCGAGUGUCCGUGCCCCGACCCCGACGUGCCGCGUCUGGGCUACUUGCUGCCUGUUGCUGACGGCCCACAGUUGCUUCCUUCAGAGAGGCUGCACGCAACUUGUGACUGGGACGGUACUCGCUUGUUGAUUGUUGGAUUCUGCAUUCGUGACACUGGCCUCCUGUCCGAGGCACAUCGUGUUCGACUCCUUGAUGCUCGUUUCCUCCUGCCUCAAGUUGAGUCCGGAUCGGCCUCAGACGCUGUGCUCCCCGUGCCACCGCCCAAGCGGCCCAAGGAGGCCUUUCCGCAACAGGCCACACCGCUGGUUAUCGAGAUCUUUGCAGGCACGGCUCGGCUCAGCACUGCCUGUCAGAAACUGGGUUUCAGAACGCUUGCAAUCGAUAAAUCCACCGCACGUGGACGCUUCCCCAUACAACGUCUUGACCUCACCGAUGCUGACGACCUUUGCAUUCUUCUGGAUAUCAUCCGUCUUGAGGCGGCCAAUAUUGUCUGGAUCCAUUGUGCGCCGCCAUGUGGCACCGCGUCUGCGGCGCGCUCAAGACCCAUUCCAGAAUUGACUGCUGCUGGUGUUCGGGUGCCGCAACCUUUGCGCAGCACUUCCGAACCCCAAGGACUCUCCACUUUGACUGGCGCAGAUCUUGAAAGGGUCCAGAAGGCCAAUAUGCUCUACCGUGCCGUCGGGCAAAUUGCUGACCUGGCUCGACAAUUGAACAUCUUCGUCACCGUGGAAAACCCACGCAACUCUUUGGCGUGGUUGUGUGAUGGCCUGGACGAGCUGUUCCGCUCACCACAUCACACCGUGGUCUACGAUGCCUGCGUGCAUGGUGGCACACGUGACAAAACCACCCUGUUGUGGUGCUCUGCCGAUUGGUUUCAGCCUCUCGCUCUCCGAUGUUCACGCGACCACCAGCACGCUUCUUGGAAACCUCGUUUGCAGCCACAUGCUACCUCUUUCCCGACUGCCGAUGAGGCUGCAUAUCCCGUGCUGCUUUGUGAACGAAUGGCCCACAUCAUUGCCGCACGUGCUGGGGGACUGGCGCUUGCUGCGCCCGACCCGCAACCAAUGGUCGUGCAAAGCGAGGCUCACCUCAAGCAUGACGAGACAGUUGCGAUAACAGGUUUCAUUGCUGCAGACGAUCCGUGCUCCGAGCAUGCGGAGAUUGUUUCUGUUGGAAUACCCAAAGAACCUUGCGACUUUGUGGCGGAUGCCGUGAAGGCUGGACAUCCUAGGAAUGCUUUGAACGCGAGCCGGGAAGGACCUUCCUCCAAAGUUGCAGAUGCCAUCCUCAUGGAUUUCGAACGGAGGGAGCGGCUUGCCUCAAAAACCAAGGAUCGUUGGAGUCAGAUUGCGGCUACGACUAAGCCCUUGAAUCACAACAUGUUGAAGCACAAGCCGGACUACAUUGUGACCGCGUUAGGGGAUAAGAACCUUUUGGCCUGGAAAAGUAUUCUUGGUGACAAUGGCUUCCCGGACCAACAACUCUGGUCCGACCUGCGCGAUGGACUUAGACUGACUGGCUGGAUGCGGGACACUGGAAUCUUCGACAAGAAAGUCCGUCCCCCGCAAACAUCGCUGGAGCACCUGCUAAGUCAAUCCCAGUACCAAACACCGUUGACCUUGAAAAGGCUACAGAAGACUGUUGUUGACAUCACGGCACGCAAGGCGUGGGCUGAAACGGUGGAGGAAGAGAAGAAGGGAUGGAUCUUUCGGGAAGAAAGUGCAAAUCUUGAUGACAUAGUCUUGGCCCAUCGUUUCGGCUUGCAGCAGAAGGACAAAGUUCGUGUGAUCGACAACGGCAAGGAGUGUGGCCUCAACUUGGCGUGUGGGCUACCAGAGAAGUUCACCUUGCAUGGAGUGGACGUGCUUGCUGGAGUUUUCAUUGAGUUGCUCAACCGCCCUGAAGCUGCCGGCAAAAGGAUCAAAGGGAAAACCAUUGAUCUUGUCUCUGCGUACAAAUUCUAUCCAAUCCACCCUCAAGACAGGCGUCACUUGAGGAUCGGGGUCUAUGACACCGACUCUGGCAUGGUCAGGAUUUAUGGAACCAACGUUCUUCCUUUCGGUGCCACCGGAAGUGUGGCGGGUUUCCUGCGAGUUUCGGCGGCGAUAUGGCACACGGGCAUCCAGGACCUUGGCCUGGGAUGGUGCGCCUACUUUGACGAUUUUCCUUUGAUGGCCCUUGAAGGUCAUGAAGACCAGGUUGGGGGAUUGGCUGGAGAAGUGUUCGACGCACUGGGGAUCCAAUACGCAAAGGAGGGUAAGAAGGCCACUGACUUCGAUUACACCUUUGCCGCCCUGGGAUUGCAGUAUGACUUGACGAGAUUCAAUGAGGGGGUGGUCGUCAUUCGGCAUACGGAAGCACGUACUGCUGAGCUGGUGGAGACACUCGAGGGAAUCUUACGUGAUGCUGUACUCCGACCUAAGGAUGCGGAAGUUUUGAGGGGAAGGAUGCACUGGUUUACUUCGUAUCUUUUCGGUCGUGCGCCGUGUGAGGCAAUGAGACAGAUAUCCUUGAGGGCACAAUGUAUGGACUCAUGCACGAGGCUCAAUGACGACCUGACUGAGGCGAUUCAAACUUUGCUCCGCUACGUGGCGGAUUCCAGGCCAUUGGAGCUGAGGCAAACGACGGGGCGUGAGCUGUAUGUUUUUACAGAUGGCUCGUAUGAGCCCACGGCUGAGAAGCGAGCCGGCAUCGGUGGCGUCCUCUAUGACAGCACUGGCACGCCGUUGUCAUUCUUCUCUGCACAGGUGAACGAGGACGAUCUGCGGGCUCUUGAGGAAACCUCUGAUCAUCCGAUAUAUGAGGUUGAACUGUAUGCCGCCUUGGUUGCAGUUGAGAUUUGGGGACCCUUAUUAGAGGAUUCCUUUUCCGUUUUUUUCCUUGAUAACGAAGCCGCUCAGUCAGCACUCAUCGCGGGCCGUUCGGGCACGGAUCAUGGAAGGAAGCUGGUCCAACGUUUCCUGGAUGCUGAACACAGGUGGCGGGCAAGGCCAUGGUUCGGGCGAGUCCCGACUCACUCGAAUCCAGCGGACGAGCCAAGCCGCGACUGCUGCAAAAGGCUCUUGAAUCAAGGCGCUCAGCAGAUGCAGACUAGUGGUGAGAGGCUGCUUGUUUGA
Molecule: messenger RNA, 7323 nt
Organism: Symbiodinium sp. CCMP2592
Lineage: Eukaryota; Dinophyceae; Suessiales; Symbiodiniaceae
Source: the annotation of a GenBank genome assembly